GAGGCAGAUAAGGGUGGGGCUGUAGUUGUGUGGGGAAGGAAAGAUUAUUACGAUGAAGCUUAUAAUUAUCUUAAUGACCAGCAGGUAUAUGAGGUUGCUGAGUCAGAUCCUUUGGAUAGGGUUAAUUCUUUAAUAGAAGAAACGUUGGAUCCUUUG
Molecule: messenger RNA, 156 nt
Organism: Paramuricea clavata
Lineage: Eukaryota; Metazoa; Cnidaria; Anthozoa; Malacalcyonacea; Plexauridae
Source: the annotation of a GenBank genome assembly